AUGGCCGACUACGUCAACAAACAGGUGAUUGAAUUAAAAGAAGUUAAUCAAGACAACAGAGCAACGAGGAGCGUGAAGACUGAGACCCAUCUCUCAGAUAGAAGACUAAGACUCUACAGGCUGGCUGCUGGGUGUUUAGGAGUGCUGUGUGUUCUACAAGUCACUCUCAACAUCUCCCUGAGGCUGGCUUUCUAUAACAGAGGCAAUGUGACUGUAGAGAAAGACCAGCUACAGACCACUUACAACACCCUGACUAAAGAGAGAGACCAGCUACAGAAGGAAAGAGAUGAUGUCAUGACAAAGUUCUCAAAUCUGAAACAAACCUGUCCUGAAGGCUGGCAGAUUAAGUUGGAAUCCAGUUGGUACUUCCUGUCUACUGAGACUAAAACCUGGAAGGAGAGCAGACAGGACUGUCUGAAGAGAGGAGCAGACCUGGUGAUCAUAAACAGUGAUUUGGAACAGGAGUUUCUCUUAAGCUUUAAUAAGAGAGCCUGGAUUGGUCUGACUGACUCUGUUACUGAGGGGACCUGGAAAUGGGUGGACGGCACCCCACUGACCACCCCAAGUUACUGGUACUCACAGCAACCUGAUAAUGGUCGUGACAACCCAGCAAAUGGGGAGGAGGACUGUGUUGAACUGAACACAGAAACCUGGCUUCCUGUAAAGGCAUGGAAUGACCAGUCAUGUUUACUCAAUCGUUAUUGGAUUUGUGAGAAAGUGGUUUAACAUCACCAUGACAACAGAGGAGGCUGGUGGGAGGACAUACAACACCUUACAGUGCACACAACUUCAUUAUCUCUCUCUCUAAGACACACCAACACACUGCUGGUACUGUACUGAGGGGCAAAACAACCUGAUAAUGGUGGAGUACCAAGAUAUAACUAGGACUGUGCUGAUGUUACUAUUGGGUAUUCUAAACCUGUAUAUAAAUAUUAUGACAUAGCAUUUACCUCUCAACAUAACUGGAUUUGUGAAGAGUUAUACAGCAGCUCAUUAUAUAGUAGUGCUACAGUGCUAAUGCAUCUCUCUCUAGUUAAACAGUGUGUAGACAUACUGUCAUCUUUACAAUGAUUGUAUUCAUUGUUUUAAAUAGAAACAUGUUAUGUGAUUUGCCAUAGGCUUCUUCUUUUUUCAUAAUCAAUUAUUAGCAUAAAUUUCUUCAGUAAGAAGAUGAACUAAGGCUCAGAUGAAGUAAGAAAGGAACCUAUCGGGUUUACCAGCUUCCUGAUUGAAUGUGAUUGGAUUGUUAAAACAAUGUGACUUGCAGUUGGACAUAGACAGAAGGCAGAAGAGUACUGAGAGGAUACAUGCAGCACGCAGGCAAACACACCUGUGAAGUUCCCUUUAUCUGAUAAAGAUGCAGACAGCUAUCAUGUUAUAUCACUGUGUUUAGAAUAUCCUGUAAUGUAUAACUUCCUGAUUGAAGGUGAUUGGAUACUAGUGGACCGUAGUGGACAACAGACAGAGAUCAGAGAGGAAUCUGGUGGAGAUCCACAUCAGAGCAACUACUCAACUACUAGUCACUGAAGUUAGAAUCAUACAGUAGAUAUUACCAUUAGGAGUCAGUUAGAAAGGUAAUCAUACAGUAGA
Oncorhynchus gorbuscha (pink salmon) is the source of this 1590-nucleotide messenger RNA. Its product is annotated as CD209 antigen-like protein C. The transcript is spliced from 6 exons. NCBI's taxonomy places the organism in Eukaryota, Metazoa, Chordata, Actinopteri, Salmoniformes, Salmonidae. The record is from RefSeq and is a predicted model, not a curated record. The coding region runs from base 1 to 726 and encodes 241 amino acids.